This is a messenger RNA of Mus caroli (Ryukyu mouse), 1089 nucleotides long. RefSeq names its product zinc finger protein 511 (gene Znf511). Lineage: Eukaryota; Metazoa; Chordata; Mammalia; Rodentia; Muridae. The record is from RefSeq and is a predicted model, not a curated record.
UCACGUCCGUCACCACCCCUCCGACGGUGGCCGAAGGGCCGCGGCGGCCGUGGUGAUGUUGCUUCCCCCUGCACUAUAUUCCCGCCUGGCCGGGGAGCCAGGGGCAGCCGAACCGCUGCCCGUGGAGCGGAACCCUGCGGCUGGGGAGGCACCCUUCCGAUUCGCGCCGCGUGCCGUGCGCUUCCCGCGGGAUCACGAAUUCUUCGAGGAUGGGGAUGUGCAGCGGCACCUGUACUUGCAGGACAUGCUCACGCAAGUGUCCGAGACGCCGGAAAAAUCCAUGGUGCCUGAGUUCACCUGUCAGGUGGCUGGCUGUUGCCAAGUGUUUGCCGCCAUAGAAGACUACCAGCACCACUACCACAUGAUGCACGGAAACACCUGCUCCUUCUGCAACCGUGCCUUCCCCUCCGGGCAUUUGCUGGAUGUCCACAUCCUGGAGUGGCACGACUCUCUGUUUCAGAUCCUGGCCCAGAGGCAAGACAUGUACCAGUGCUUGGUUGAAAGCUGCCCAGAGAAGUUCAAGACCAGCCAAGACCGGAAGGAUCACAUGGUGAGGCUACACCUGUACCCUGCGGAUUUCCGAUUUGAUAAGCCCAAGACGAACAGAGGCCCAGCCAUGCCAGCUGUAGCAGAUGCAGCAACCAGAGCCCGGACAGAUGACAGUGACGCCAUGGAGAUCUGCUCUGAGCCCGCUGCCCCACCUCCCUGCAGGCGGACCUACAGUCACAGAAUACCUUCUACUGUCUGUUUUGGCCAGGGUGCAGCCAGAGGAUUUAAAAGCACCAAGAAAAAAAACAAACACCACUGAUGGAUCCUGGCGAGGAAAGCCAGACAGACUUUCAGGGAGUGGUGUGCCAGGGCCUUUCUCUCACUUCUGGAUCAAUGCCCUGAGCUGGACCCUUGUCACCUCCUUAUUUCCAUCUCUGGUCACUUGAAGCAACCAAUACAUAGAAACUCAGAAUCUGCAGGUUCCAGAAAUAACCAGGACACACUGAAGGACAGAGAUGGAGAGGUCACCUACCUGCUCUGCAGUGGCUACUCUAAGAAUGUCACUAUUAAGCAUAUGUAAUAAAUUCUUUUUCACUGAUG